Penicillium samsonianum is the source of this 1200-nucleotide messenger RNA. Its product is annotated as putative acetylornithine deacetylase (ArgE). The record is from RefSeq and is a predicted model, not a curated record. Gene Ontology annotation, molecular function: hydrolase activity. Lineage: Eukaryota; Fungi; Ascomycota; Eurotiomycetes; Eurotiales; Aspergillaceae. The transcript has a single exon. Bases 1 to 1200 code for a protein of 399 amino acids.
AUGUCUACCGCACAAUCCCAAUUCUCAGGCCCCUUCGAUGUGACGGUCGAUGAUUCUGUGAUCCUGACCCAGAUUCUGACAAACAUUAAUUCGUCAAACGUGACUUUGUCCGCCACACCGGGCGCGGGAGAGACCCAGAUUGCAGAUUAUUUGGCAGCAUGGUUGGAUCAUCGCGGAAUUGAAAAUCAUCGGAUCGAGACUGUCAAGGGCCGUCCAUCAAUUGUGGGUGUGGUCAGAGGCUCAGGUGGAGGAAAGUCACUUAUGCUCAAUGGCCAUAUCGACACCGUGAGCUUGAACAGCUACGAGCAUGAGCCUCUAUCGGGCCACAUUCUUGAGAAAGAUGGUCGCCCCGCUAUUUUUGGCAGAGGUGCGUUGGACAUGAAGUCAGGUCUUGCCGCCGAAAUGGCAGCCCUUGCCUCCAUCAAAGCCCGCAAAACCCCCCUCCGUGGAGAUGUCAUUUUUGCCGCUGUUUCGGAUGAAGAAGACGCUUCUCAAGGAACCCAAGACCUCAUCGCCGCUGGAUGGCGCGCGGACGGGGCGGUCAUUCCCGAACCUACCAAUCGUAUUCUCAUCACUGCUCAUAAGGGAUUUAUCUGGGUCGAAGUCGAUAUUCUAGGGACUGCUGCCCAUGGGUCGGACCCAACGACCGGUGUGGAUUCAAUCCUUCAGACCGGAUGGUUUCUCACUGCGCUGGAAAACUACCAAAGUCGCCUACCAGUCGACGACAUUAUUGGGCCUGCAUCUUUGCAUUGCGGUCUGAUCCAUGGCGGCGAAGAACCAUCCUCAUACCCAGCAAAAUGUACCGUGACGGUUGAAUUCCGAACCAUUCCUGUUCAGACGGACAAGUCUAUUCUGCACGAUAUGAAGAGCAUUCUGGCUACAAUUGCCAAGGAUAAGCCCACUUUUAAGUACGCUGAACCUCGCAUCACCUUGUCGCGACCGUCGCAGAAAUUGCCUGUCGAGCACCCGCUGGUCCAACAGACCGCUGCUAUUGCCACCGAUGUCUAUGGAUAUCGUCCUUCCAUUGAGAGUAUGGCUAUCUGGUGUGAUGCUGCUCUUCUGGGUGAAGUGGGAAUUCCAACCAUUGUCAUUGGUCAGGCUGGUGAAGGAUUGCAUGCAAAGGAGGAAUGGGUCGAUAUUGGUAGCAUCAACGAGACGGAGCAAAUCUUUGUUCGGUUGAUUGACGAUUGGUGCCAAUAA